Molecule: messenger RNA, 3349 nt
Organism: Tachysurus vachellii
Lineage: Eukaryota; Metazoa; Chordata; Actinopteri; Siluriformes; Bagridae
Gene: pax2a
Product: paired box 2a
Exons: 11
Coding region: 507-1727 (406 amino acids)
Biological process (GO): regulation of transcription by RNA polymerase II; anatomical structure development
Molecular function (GO): RNA polymerase II cis-regulatory region sequence-specific DNA binding; DNA-binding transcription factor activity, RNA polymerase II-specific
Source: RefSeq, a predicted model, not a curated record
ACAGGCACAUCCCAUUCUUACAGAGAGGGGGACCGCUAGAGACACUCGCAGUGUCCAUGUUUUUCCGUGUCAUCCCCGCACAUAGCCUGCGUGACUCGUAACACCAGAAACGCGUUGCUGAUAUAUCGAAGGGAAUUUUUACACUGCUGUACGUUGAAGAACGGAUCCUUGGAAGCGACGCAAAGCAAAUUGGCAGCGACUCUAAAAAAUAUUCCUCUAAAAUAUGUGGCCAAGAAGCAUCCACUGAACGAGCAGUUACGCGCAAAUUACUGCGAAAAGAUUUUUGUUCGCUUUUUAAGACAAGUGACGGACAUGAUCUGCAAUCCCAACUCGUUUUGCCCCUGAAGGAACUGAAGUGAGAAUAACUUGAAGAAGAAGUUCUCCAGCGAGCCGCCGGCUCUGAAGCUCUAAACGGACAGCAGCAGUUUUCUAACCCGCAUUGAAAGCUGCAUAAUCGAGGCGAGACGGCGACCUCAGUCGAUUAUCUUUCCUUCCUUUGCUAUCCCAUGGAUAUUCACUGCAAAGCAGACCCAUUCACGGCGAUGCACCGGCAUGGGGGUGUGAACCAGCUCGGAGGGGUGUUUGUGAACGGCAGACCCCUACCUGACGUGGUUCGGCAGAGGAUCGUGGAGCUGGCACACCAAGGGGUCAGGCCGUGUGACAUCUCUAGACAGCUCCGGGUCAGCCAUGGCUGUGUCAGCAAAAUUCUCGGCAGAUACUACGAAACCGGCAGUAUUAAACCUGGAGUUAUCGGCGGUUCCAAACCAAAAGUGGCCACUCCAAAAGUUGUGGAUAAAAUUGCAGAAUAUAAGCGGCAGAACCCCACCAUGUUCGCCUGGGAGAUCAGAGACCGACUUCUUGCCGAAGGCGUCUGUGACAACGACACGGUUCCAAGCGUAUCCUCCAUCAACAGGAUAAUAAGGACCAAAGUUCAGCAGCCCUUCCACCCAUCUCCAGACGGGACAGGAACUACCCUCACCUCAGCAGGACACACUAUAGUGCCUAGCACAGCCUCUCCACCUGUAUCAAGUGCUUCGAACGACCCGGUGGGCUCCUACUCCAUCAACGGCAUCCUCGGAAUCCCUCGCUCCAACGGCGAAAAGAGAAAACGCGAUGAUGUUCUCUGGAGUGGCAACCACUUGGAUGGGAGGAAAAUAGGAUAUUAUGGCUCAGAUGGCUCUGGCCCAAAUAGUGAUUCUCAGGGUAGUGUGGAGAGUUUACGAAAGCACCUGAGGGCUGAUGCCUUCACUCAGCAGCAGCUGGAGGCUCUGGACCGGGUGUUUGAACGGCCAUCAUACCCCGACGUCUUCCCAACAUCUGAGCACAUCAAACCAGAGCAGGCUAACGAAUACUCACUACCAGCACUGAACCCCGGACUGGACGAGGUCAAGCCCAGCCUAUCCACCAGCGCCAGUUCCGAACUGGGCUCCAGCGUUUCCCAGAGCUACCCAGUAGUGACAGGUCGAGACAUGGCCAGCACGACUCUCCCAGGUUACCCCCCUCACGUCCCCCCCACUGGACAAGGCAGCUACCCCACCUCAACACUUGCUGGAAUGGUUCCUGGAAGUGAUUUUUCUGGAAACCCCUACUCCCAUCCACAAUACACAACCUACAAUGAAGCAUGGAGGUUCAGCAACCCUGCACUAUUAAGUUCCCCUUAUUAUUAUAGUGCCGCGUCCCGGGGCUCGGCCCCUCCCACUGCUGCCACUGCCUAUGACCGCCACUAGUUACCAUGGCAACCACAUCACUCUGCAGCAACACAACCAUGACCCACGUAUCGCACCAGUUUGAACAGUGUUACAGCCCAACGUGGACAUUCAGCGUGGCUCCACCAUCUUCAGUUUUGCAGAGUCAGACUGAGAUUAGGAGGGUCAAGCAGCCGUGAAUUUCCCCUCCUGCAUUUUCCUUGAUGCCCCUCACUUCAAUCAUCGAUGUCUGAGCCCCUGUUUUUCAACUCGCUGAACAAUGACUGUAAAAUUUCCGUAAAGACUCUGAAAGAUUAUACAAAAUCUAUAUAUAUAUUAUAAGAUAUAAAACAAGACAAACCGUGUGAAAAAUACAAAGUUAACACGUGAUUUUUUUUUGUUGUUGUUGUUCUUAUUUGUUUCUUUUUUCAUCAAUCAUUGCAUUCCUUUACAUACUGUACGUAGUACCAUCAACGAAGGAUUUAAAAAGGCAAUUUUGGAUUGUGAUUUGCCAGUGUCUAAACCUCUCAUGGACAGCUCAGUUAUACAAGAGGUGCAGUUAUAGGAAAGACAAGCACUGCAGUUUAAAGCAUCAGCACGAAAGCUCUGUUGUACUGACCAGUUCAGCAAUCAGAUGUUGUGACGAUAUCAAAAGGCUUACAUCAUGUGCUAUGAGACACAAUCAUUUGUAAAAGUCUGAAGUAAGAAUAAAAAGGUAAUGAAUGGCCUGAAGAUAAAUUAAUUUCUUGGGUUACAUUUGGAGCUGUUUUUAAUUUGACAAUUUCUCCCUUUUUUGUUACAUUUUUAAGAUUAUGACAGGUUUCUGUUCAGGUGCUACAUCAUAAUCAACAUCAUGCUUUGCUCCUUUUUGCACUAUUUAAUUACAAAAUGUUUAUGAGGUCAGUGAGCAAGCAACCUUUGUCCAAUGAUUAUGUAUAAACAUGUAAAACUCUUUCUAUAUUGGACAAAACAACAGAAAAAAACUGACACCUUUAACUGUUGCUUCAACUCAUAUUAACUGCUUUUGUUUUCUUUUUGUUCUUGUUUCAUGAAUGUUGAGAAAAAACAUGUUCUUAUGACAUAUUACUGGGCCAUUAUCCUCUGUACUAAACAGAGUCUAACUGUUAAAUUAUUUGUAUUAUUUUUACAUAAACUACUGCUCAUGUUAAACAGAAGAUUGUUCUCGACUCUCAUGUCAACAUACGUUACACUCCUAGUACUGCCUUACAACGUUUUAAAGACGUGGGUGAAAACUGGCUCCAGUCCUGAGAGGUAGAUAUGCAAGUAACACAGCUUUUGUGUAUUAGAUCAAUAUUUCUCGGUGGGACAUUUCAAUCCGUGAAAAAAAACACCAUCCAUUCCAUUAUCUCCUGAAAAUGUAAAGUGAAUGUAACAUUUGCCAAAGACUUAGUUUGAUAUUUAAUAUUUUAUUUGCAGUAUCUGUAUGCAUUAAUAAAGCAGUAUUAUGUUUAAUAGUAGUCAACACUGAUUCUAUGUGGUAAUGUUAAACAAAACACAACGCUCCAUCAACUGCACAUUACAGUGUACACACACAAUGUGUAUUCCGUUAGUCAAUGUUACGUCAUUUGCAACAAAUUGCUGCUUUGUAGAAUUUGUGUAUAAUGUGAAGACAAUUCUUCAAUGUGUAUAUAAGAUCAUCUACA